CAUUUGCCAUGGGUGGUCCAAAUCUUGAAGUUUUUAAAUUUGGUCUAUACUUGUUCGUUCCCGUCAUGGCCUUGCUUCAUUUCGGUGAUCCUGCUUGGUACCAUCACCGCGUCCUUCCCUAUAAGGAUCAUCUAUUCCCGGCCUCGGAUAGGACACACAGCAAAAUACCAACAGAUCAAACUGCCGUCCGAGAAGAGUUGGCAAGAAUAAAGGCGGGAAAACUUGCGCGACGAAUGGAGCGGGAGAAAGAACUUCAAACUCAGUCAGAAGCAGUUGUGCAGAGUUCAAACGGGUGGUUCAAAUGGUGGUAGUGCAUGGUAGUGUUGGUAGGUUUCCCUUGCUUCUUCCCAAAUGCAUGCAUUUACUUCAUCCGGGCUCUCCGUAUUGUAUCAAUGUAUCUGUUUCAAUCCAUGUUCCAGUCUCAUUGCUUAGG
Messenger RNA from Suillus paluster, 433 nucleotides. RefSeq lists its product as uncharacterized. The record is from RefSeq and is a predicted model, not a curated record. The transcript is spliced from 4 exons. Bases 9 to 311 code for a protein of 100 amino acids. NCBI's taxonomy places the organism in Eukaryota, Fungi, Basidiomycota, Agaricomycetes, Boletales, Suillaceae. Gene Ontology annotation, cellular component: mitochondrion; mitochondrial inner membrane. Gene Ontology annotation, biological process: mitochondrial respiratory chain complex IV assembly.